GCCGAGAGCUCUCUGCCGCGCCUGGCCUUCGCUCUGGGCCAGGGGGUCGGCACCGGCGACUCCAUCCCUGAGGGAGCAAAGCUGGAAGUGCCUCUGUGGCUUGCUAAAGGUCUACAUGACAGUAAAAGAAGAAUCAUUUCUGUGGAGCUGCCAAAGAUUUACAGGGAAGCCUGGAGGACAGUGUUCAGCGCUGAUGCCAACGUGGUUGAUCUGCAUAAAAUGGGGCCGUACUACUACGGAUUUGGUUCUCAGCUCCUGAAUUUUGACAGUCCUGAGAAUCCUGAGAUAGCUCAGUCUAUCCUGCAG
Messenger RNA from Mesitornis unicolor (brown roatelo), 306 nucleotides. Its product is annotated as DNA replication complex GINS protein PSF3-like. The record is from RefSeq and is a predicted model, not a curated record. Lineage: Eukaryota; Metazoa; Chordata; Aves; Mesitornithiformes; Mesitornithidae. Gene Ontology annotation, biological process: mitotic DNA replication initiation. The annotation marks the transcript as partial. The transcript is spliced from 2 exons. Gene Ontology annotation, cellular component: GINS complex.